UGUUGUUUUGUUGCUAAUCUCGCUGUUGUCUCUGUCUGCUUUUACCUACCUGAUCAGAGCUCUUCUGCACAGUCACCAACUGUUUCCGGUGUUGGCUGACCAUCUGCGCCACUCCCUAAGCCCUACGGUUGUCGUGAAUGUGUGUGGCCUCCUCUGGACCCUGACCGCGUCGGCCACAUGUCCUUCAGCCGACCUACAGCUUCUGCGUCACCUCAGGCUGCCCGACCUCUUGCGCCGGCUCACCCAAUCCACUCGACACCAAAUGCUUGCCAGCCUGGCAAGAUCACUGCUCUAUCAGGUCACCCAGCAACCGACACCACCAUCGCAGACAGUCAGCGCGGGUGUUGGUCUCUCAGUGGGCGUCGGCAACCGAGCAUCCGCCGCCCCCUCACCACUGGUCAACGCCAAGCCCGGACUCUGUUCGUUCCUACCAACUCCAGACGGCCUGAACGGUGGUCUCGAGUCUGACGGUCGUCUUGCCUAUCCCCCCACCACAGUUCAGUCUGUGGUUGUGCAACCAGGCUCUUUUGUCCGCUCUGCUCCGGUGGAUCAGACUGGGGUAGCGCAGCCCUCGCACACUUUUGGACAACAUCCUCAUCAACAGCAGCAACAACAGUAUUCAGAAACACAGCACCACUUCUAUCAACAGCAAACGCAUCAACAGAAUCAUCAACUAGAGUCAACUCAGAAUCCGACUUUUUACUCGCACUCUCAACGCCACGGGCAACAGCAACAAUAUCUGCCCGUGGUACCAAAUGACAGUCUGCAGACGUCGGUCGAAUCGACUUCGAAGGACCUUCAGUCGCCUCCGGUUGUGUCACCAGCCGAGUUGGUUUACCUUCGACGCAUGAGCGGCAGGGCCGCAGCCGCGGCCGCCGCCUCUGCUUCUGCCUCGACGGAGUCAGGUGCGGGUCUGGCGUGUGUGCCCCGUUUUGGCCUCCUCUCGGUCGUUUUCGAAACAGAUCAAGACGAUAUGGAGGAUGACGAGGACGAGGAUGAGAAUGAAGACGAUGACGAUGACGAUGAUGAUGACGACGGUGAUGACGAUGACGACGACGAUGAUGACGAUGAUGACGAAGAGGCGGAUGAGGAGGAGGAAUCAGGGAGAGAAGCAGACUCGGUUACACAGUCAGGCAGCGACUCUGAAUGUGUAGUUGCUGUGGCCAACUUUGUUCCUGGGACGCAGGUAGCAAGAAAAGAGGACGAAAUAUUUCCAGUUGGUGUUGCGGUGGAUGUGGUCGGUCGUCCUACCUGCCCUGCUGUACAUUUAUCCAGCGAAUCGGAGGAUUGUACAGGCGAGUUGCCACGCAUCUCCUGUCAUCGUCGCAAGGGCUAUAGCGGGUCAGGUUGUGGUAAUUCCGCGUUGGUUGACACUAUCGGUUUCGAUGUGGAGGGAUCGCAGUUGAAUCGGCGCGAAAGCAUGUUGAUGUUGAUGGACGAGGCGACAGACGUCGUUGUUAACUCGACCUUCUCCACUGAUUCGUCACAACUCGUCUUCACUGAAGAUCCGCCCCCCAUCUAUCCCAUGGGCUCGACUGGCUCGCCACAACCUGACCUCUCCAACUCAUCUGCUCAUCUUACCUCCGACGACCACUCAUUCUCAGUUGCCAUGCCUACCGGUGGAUGUAUCGGUAUGUCACGACAACCGCAUCCAUCCGCCUCACUCGACCGACCUUUGGUUUACGCCCUCGAGGACACACCUCCGUUGAUGUCACCGGGUGUUGAGCACAACUCACCAGUCGCCGUAAUCGGUGCUCAUGGUUGCCCUGGCGCGUCUGCGCACCCCGAGCCAGACGACUCGACUCUGUCGCCUCGUCACGUCAGGCCGUCCGACCCGGUGUCUCGCAGUCGACCGAACCCAGCCUCGGCUGACCCCAACCGUGACGACGUAGGCGCAUCGUCGGCCGGCCUUUUCCCGCCCCCACCGUCGGUAUCAUCUGCCCUUUUGGGUCUGCCGCAUCGAGGCGUCCGUCUGUCGGAGACAACUUCUUCGGGCACUGGAACCGCUGGACAGACACCAUUGAUGUUCUCGCGAGGCGCUUCGUCAUGCACCUCUUCGUUGGACCUAGAGCAUUUGCCACCGAUACAGUCAUCGCCCGAGAGUGUUUACUCCACUGUCGUCAAACCAAUCGGCUCUGGCGACGGCGACCAUGGCGGCGAUGUCGACGUCGAUGGCGAAGCGGAUGAUGAUGAUAUCGGCAUUGAUUUCAGUGCCAGUCUAGGUGGUGUUGAAAAAUCUCUGUCGGGACUCUCUUCUGCUCCAGAGCCUUGUGAGACGGGUCACACACAUUCCGACUCUUUGUUAGUACAAGAAGAUGAAGAGGUGGGCGUCACUUUUGCUGAAGAGGGCUCACCGUUAGAUGCAAUCUCAUUGAUGAGUGAAGCUCUCGCGCACACUUCUUCGGACCAGCAUGUGGCGAUGAAACGACAAGAUCAUGGUCAAGCCGAACGUCAACAGCAGAACUCUCUCGUCUUACCAUACACACAGCACACAGAGCCUGAUCACUCCGAGUCGCAACAGCAUCAUCUUCAUCAUCUUCAUCAUCAUCAUCAUCUGCAUCAUCUUCAGCACAUGCAUCAGCUACACCACCAUCCACACAUACAUGCUCAUAUGUCGGCCAAGCAUCAACAGUAUUCGCCCAGUCUGGGCGAGACGGAAGACGAGGCAGAGUUAGAGGAAGAGGAGGACGAUAUCGCCUCCUCUUUGGUCGGUAGUCCCUCCAUCAUUCUUCAGCAGUGCAUUGCCUCUGCGAUGCCUCUGAAAGUGGCCACUUCCUCUUCCGAAGGCAUCGGUUUGGCCUCUGCCAUCCACAUGGCAGAAGAGCUGGAGAUUUGUCCAUCAGCCUGUCUGCAAAUCGGCAGUACUACCAGCGGUGCGAGCGACAACAACAGCACUACUUCUACUACUGAUAGUAGUAGUAGUAGUAGUAACAGUAACAGUAGUAGUAGCAGCAGCAGCAGCAGCAACAACAACAUUAGUAGUAGUAGCAGAGAUGUGGCCAUCCGCGCCGGCAUUGAUGGUGGUCUCGGUAGCGUCCUCAGCGGCGACAGUCUACAGGCGUUUGCUGUCGAGGACACACCUUUUGAGGCCUCCACAAAGGCCAGCUCCUUCUCCGACAUCAGUCUUCCAGCCAAUCAGCCACUGCAAUCGGCACCACCAGCGCCGGCACCAGCACCAAUGCUCCCGUCUCGGUUCACUUCAGAUGUAGUCAACACCGCAGAGUUGACUCUGCUUCUGACCACCGGCGUGGCGGCAGCCGAUACGAUGCUGAUUCACAAUCCUCCAGCCGACAUGGAAACAGCAGAUGGCAGCGCCAACUCGACUCACGAGGUUGGCCCCACCGAGCCGGCCAGCAGAAGCGCAGGCGGUGCUGGCAGCACCUCGGAGACGAGUUCUUUGAACGAGGAGCUUGGCUGCGCAUCACAUCUUCUCCUAUCCGAGGUGAUCUUGUCGGCAAUGCCGAAGCAGGGCAGGGGUUGUCUUCACCCUCAUACUCACCCUCAUUCCCACCCCCAUCCGCACCCCCACCUACACCACCACCAUCAUCAUCACCACCAUCACCAUCACCAUCAUCAUCGUUCCAACUCAGAGAUGGGCGAAAACGACCUGGCUCCGAUGGGCCGAGCGAUCGGCAUCUCAGACGGCGAACCGGUCACGGAGGCGGAUGUGACAACCGAGGCCGAUGAGGCCUGUGCCGGGGACAGUGUUCGUGGUUUCCGACUAGAGGACAGCCCUGGCGGGCUCGAAUUAGUCGGUCGCAGUGUCGACUGUCUCACUUCGGCCUCGGCUUCGACUUCACCUUCGCCUUCGGCUUCACUCGCCUUUUUGGACGAUGCCCUCUUCCAACCCGACCGGCUGACGACUCUUCCUACCUCCGAGCCUCGUCAGGAGGUCAGUCCUCAGUCGCAACUUGUCGGGCCACCGGAACUUCUGAGCACAGUUUUGUCACUGACCGACGCCGGACGGAUUUCGGGAGACCAAGUCUCGAGACCGGAUCAACGAGUCGGUGAAGAGGUCAUCAUUUCGGUAGAUCCGGUCGCGAUCAGCGUGAAUGGGGAUCGGGAGAGAAUCGGCGCAUCAGCCUUCUUGCCUUCGGCUCCUCUGCCGCCUAGACGCACCACUUCCAUACUUUCCUCUUCGUCGUCUGCCUCGUCUGCCUCUUCUGCCUCAGAGUCGCCAUUAAUCCCCGUCUCUUCAGACUCUACUUCGCCCUCAUUAAUGGCUGCAUUGGCCUCUGCAUCAGCUGGCCUCAAAUGUGAUGAGGUUGUCUUGGAUCUGCCGGACAUUGUCGACGCCGUGAACGCC
Messenger RNA from Protopolystoma xenopodis, 4306 nucleotides. The record is from the annotation of a GenBank genome assembly. Lineage: Eukaryota; Metazoa; Platyhelminthes; Monogenea; Polystomatidea; Polystomatidae.